Musa acuminata subsp. malaccensis (wild Malaysian banana) is the source of this 1942-nucleotide messenger RNA. RefSeq names its product E3 ubiquitin-protein ligase RGLG4. Gene Ontology annotation, molecular function: ubiquitin-protein transferase activity. Gene Ontology annotation, cellular component: nucleus. Lineage: Eukaryota; Viridiplantae; Streptophyta; Magnoliopsida; Zingiberales; Musaceae. Gene Ontology annotation, biological process: protein ubiquitination. The record is from RefSeq and is a predicted model, not a curated record.
AAAAUCUCUUUAUUUUGUUAAGAAAAAUCCUUCGUAAUAGGGAGAUCACAUGUUAAUACAAAUAGCUUCUUCCAUAACUUUUAUCUUCUAUCCUCUGUUUUUAAAUCUAAAUAAGAGGACGGUAAGAAAGUCUUAAAACUAGCCCACAUGCUUACGUGGACCGUGCUAGAAGUUUCUAAAGCCUUGACCGUGUCAUUCCUUAAUCCACAUACACCGAACAGGUAUAACUUAGAUCGGAGAUAAGGUAUCAGAUGCCAUACGGCUCGUUGAAAGGAAGAAGCAUCACACUACUAACAUUUAUUCUCCCUUAAGAUCAAAAGCGCCCCACCUAGAAGGAUCCAAGAAACUUCCUCUGCCUCUCCUUUAUAAGAAGACAAACAUCCAACUUCUUAGUUGGAACAUGGUUUAUCCAGUGGAAUGAACCAUGUCCCAGUCAAGUCUUAACGAAGCAAACCCCCAUCCCACCUCCUCCCUCUUCCUCUCUCCCAAAUGCUGACAUGGGCAAUGUGUUGACCCGAGCUCGAGUUAUACUUCGCCGCCGGUCGCCUGUGCAACGUCAGAGUCAGCCCAGUAUGAGGCGAAGUUCCCGGGACCCAUCGGAGAGGCAGGGGACCACCACGAGACCUGCUGCCUCCGGGCCAUCCACCGACCACCGAAGCCUCGAUCGUAGGAGAAGUCAACUUAUCCAGAAGUACGCCUUCAUCCCUGACAACUACACCUCGGUCGACCAGGUCACCGCUGCCUUGAGAGAAGCAGGUCUGGAGUCGUCGAAUCUGAUACUUGGGAUCGAUUUCACCAAAAGCAACGAGUGGACAGGGAAACUUUCUUUCGACGGCCAGAGCUUGCACAAGAUCGGCGGCAGGUCGAAUCCUUACGAGCAAGCGAUCACCAUAAUCGGGAAGGUGUUGGCUCCGUUCGACGAAGACAAUUUGAUUCCUUGCUUCGGGUUCGGCGACCACACCACUCAUGAUCGGGAGGUGUUCAGCUUCCAUCCCGAUCAAUCUCCUUGCCAUGGAUUCAACGAAGUGUUGGCUUGCUACAGGAAGAUAGUUCCACACUUGAGACUCGCAGGACCGACCUCCUUUGCGCCCAUCGUGGAAGCCGCCGUCGACAUCGUGGAGCGAAGUCGAGGACAAUACCAUGUGUUGGUCAUCAUUGCAGACGGCCAGGUCACCAGAAACGUGGACAUAAACGACGGGGAUCUCAGCCCACAAGAGAAGAAAACCAUCGACUCAAUUGUGAUGGCAAGCGCUUAUCCAUUAUCCAUUGUGCUUGUUGGAGUUGGCGAUGGACCUUGGGAUGACAUGAAGAAGUUCGAUGACAGGAUUCCGGCACGCGAUUUCGACAACUUUCAGUUUGUUAACUUCACUGCUAUCAUGGGCAAAAAUGCAAACGCAGCAGAGAAGGAAGCAGCCUUUGCUCUUGCUGCUCUGAUGGAGGUCCCCAUUCAAUACAAAGCAACGCUGGAGCUUGGCAUUCUUGGGCGGGUGACAGGGAAGGCCAAGCGAGUUGUGCCACGGCCUCCCCCAUUACCAGUCGCCCAAAGACAGAGUUCCUCGAGGCCUGCACGAAGCAGCUCAGAAAGAAACAGCGAUGACCAGAACCAGAUUUGCCCGAUUUGCUUGACCAAUAAGAAGGACUUGGCCUUUGGUUGUGGCCACAUGUGUUGCAGAGAGUGUGGUCAGAACUUGAGCAGAUGCCCGAUCUGCAGAGCAACCAUAACGUCGCGCCUGAGGUUGUACUCCUGAAGGUUUGACCGACAAGAACUCGUGAUCGCCGAAGGGUUGAACGCCAAUAAAGUUUCAUGUUAUGCGUCUCCAAGUUAUGUUUGCAGAUUUCAUGGUUGUGAUUUUUCUCUUUGUUGUGUACUUUUAUUCUCAGUAAGUACUCUGCUGUACAAAUGUGUUCUGUAUUAGUAAGAUUAACUGCUGUACCACAAAGA